This is a messenger RNA of Penicillium argentinense, 672 nucleotides long. RefSeq lists its product as uncharacterized. Bases 1 to 672 code for a protein of 223 amino acids. The record is from RefSeq and is a predicted model, not a curated record. Lineage: Eukaryota; Fungi; Ascomycota; Eurotiomycetes; Eurotiales; Aspergillaceae. The transcript has a single exon.
AUGGGACCAGGCCCACCACCUCUCCCAGCCGAGUGUUUCGGGCCGUACGAUCCAAGGGAGCAUAUUUUGAGAGCACAGGAAAUCGACGCACUUCGCCUAAGCGUGACGAGCAGGGAGUUUUUUGAGCCCGAGAGACUGGGAUCUCUUGACCUAAUCAACGAACUGGCUUUGAGCUUCCUAGAACGAACUUUUCUUCGCAGCCGGACAGUCCCAGCUGCAGCUGAGACCCUAUUCCCACAUCGCGGCGAGUCCCAGCACUUGGACAACUUUAGCUAUCGCCACUUCACGCAACCACACGCAGACCCAAUCCCGAACUUCGACUCUGCAUCCGUAUGCUCCCGGAUCCAAAGCUUUCUAGCUUCUCGGGAUCCUUCCGUGGUCUUCGGCGGCGAAUACAUCGCGGGCAUUUCUGGAGUGAUGGCCUACCUCCUCGCUGAGGUGGUAUGCGCGGCCAGCAAUCAUGCGUCCGAUGUUUUCCGCGACUAUAUUCUGCCUUGCGAUGUUCGUUGUGUUGUUAUCAGUGACCAACAGCUGCGUGAUCGGCUGCAAUUCUCAAAGAGCUUUUGGGAGGGGCGGCAUCGUGAACUACCGCUGGCUGAGACGAGGAGUGAGUCAUAUGUCACAGAGGAGGAACAUUUUCCUACCAUGGCCAACAUCGACUACGAAGAGUGA